UUUACCUUCAGAUUUCUCACUUUGUCGUCGUUCCUUCCAAUUUCUCCGGCCAUUUCUCUCCGCCGACACAUCUGCUUCAUUCCAAUUUUCAAGCAAAAAAAGAAAAGGGGUUGCUGAACCCUCCACAGAACUGAACCCACUAAUCUCUCUUUCUCUCUUUCUCUAUUCUUUCAUCACUCUUACCCAUGUUCGCCUUCAAAGACAAAGUUACCGACAGCCUUUCCCGUCUUUUCGCCGAUUCGCCAGAUUCAGCUUCUCGUUCCUCGACUCCACUCCACGGUGACCCUUCUCCGGGCAGCAGGUCAUUCUCUAAAGGAGGAAAUGCUUUGUCUUCCUACUUUUCCUAUAUUCUCCCGUUCUCGGGUUUUGAAGGACCCAAAUCAAACCAACCUCAGAAAAAUUACAAGCUACAUCAACCUCGCCCCGUGCCAUAUGAUAUUGUCAAUUUUGAUUCUCUAGAACCAUUAGAGUGCAGUUUAGUGUGUGAAAACAAAGGCAUCCGAGACAAUGAGGAAGAUUUUGAUGACUCUGUCUCUGGAAGGAGUACUAGUAGUUCUGAAGUAUUUGAAGAAGCAACUUGCCAAAGUAGUCCGGAAAAGAUUGUGACAAAUCUCACGGUUGAUUCUGUUCUGAUUUCCUCUGACACCUAUGAUUUCCUGCUACAACAUCUUCCUAAUAUUGUGAAAGGGCGACAAUGGAUAUUGUUAUAUAGUACAUUGAAACAUGGCAUAUCUCUUCGAACACUCAUUCGCAAAAGUGGUGAACUUUCUGGUCCUUGUUUGCUGGUUGUUGGUGAUCAGCAGGGUGCUGUGUUUGGCGGUCUACUAGAAUGCCCAUUGAAGCCUACUGCAAAGAGAAAAUACCAAGGAACAAAUCAAACUUUUGUCUUUACCACCAUGUGUGGUGAACCACAGCUCUUCAGACCAACCGGAGCAAACCGCUAUUUCUACAUGUGUAUGGAUGAUUUACUGGCACUUGGUGGUGGCAGUAACUUCGCAUUACGGCUUGAAGAAGAUCUAUUGAAUGGAACCAGUGGACCAUGUGAGACGUUUGGUAACUCAUGCUUGGCACAUACCCAGGAGUUUGAGUUGAAGAAUGUUGAGCUCUGGGGUUUUGCCCAUGCUUCGCAAUAUGUUUCUUGACGAAGAUGGGAUGGAACAUGGAAUGUUUUGCAGUUUGUGUUACAUUAAGUUAUUGGCUAAGCACCAUUUACAUUCUCCAAUAUUCUUUUCAUUUUUCCACUUUCAACUUUAGAUUCUUAGAUUCAAAUGUCUUUAGUAUCUUAUAAUUAGUGAGAAGGGUAAUAGAUUGGUUCUUUAAAUUAAUGUCUUAUUUAUGUGAACCACAGAAUUAAGCAUUAUUUACAUUUCAACGUCCGGUUUGUAUUUGAACCACAGAAUUUCAUUCUUUCGUAAUUCAUGCACUUUUCAAUA
Messenger RNA from Cucumis melo (muskmelon), 1433 nucleotides. RefSeq lists its product as uncharacterized. Lineage: Eukaryota; Viridiplantae; Streptophyta; Magnoliopsida; Cucurbitales; Cucurbitaceae. Bases 186 to 1142 code for a protein of 318 amino acids. The transcript is spliced from 8 exons. The record is from RefSeq and is a predicted model, not a curated record.